UCAACAAGUUCCAGUUGCAGACCCAGUCAUCGUUCAAUAUGUUUACGCUGCAAUGGCAUUUAUUUAUAACUAAUUGCUGAGCUCCGCGAUGGCUGCCGACCAGGAGGAACACGCUGCUCAAGCGGCUCCCCAUGCCGAUAGAAAUCCGAGCAGCGACUGGCGACAGUGGUGUCGCCUUUGCGCCAAGGACGACAUGCAAGGCAACAUGAAUGUGUUCCUUAAGAACGAAGAUUCCGGAGAGGCAUCCUCUAUGGAACUGGCCACCGCCAUUGGCAAGUACUUUUGGGUGAAUAUAACUCGAGGCGAAGAGUUGCCGGAGACGAUAUGCAGUGAGUGCCUGUCGCUGGUCACCUCGCUGGUGAAUUUCUCGGAACGGAUUACCCGCGUCCAGAAGCUUUACUGCAUCCUGCAAAGCACGCCCAGCCACAAUAGCCCAAAUCUCCAGGAACUCAGGUCGAAAUUUGGAUUGGUCGAAGAGGAGACGCUGACUGAGGUUCACUAUGUGGAUAAAAAGCCGAAGUUGGAUGAACAGCUUGAAUUUCUGCCAGAGGAGUCGACUUACGAGCUGGAAAACCCACUAACGCCAGAGGAAAAGCAGGAAAAUAUAGAUCAGGAGCAGAUCCUGCCGACAGAGGAGCAAGAACAGGAGGAACCAGAUGAGCGGGAUGCCGACUACGAAGCGGAUGAAGAUGGCGUGCUUAUGAACCUGUGUGAUGUCUAUGGAAUUCAGGAGGAUAAAUCUUCCGCGGGUAGCUUGGGCGACUCCUUGCCGGGUCAACAAAAAGCUGGACAGGAUGCAGCAGACUCUGAAAAAAGACAUCAGUGCAGUGAGUGUUUGCGAAGCUACGCCACGUCUAAAACCCUGAAGCGUCACUUGCGACAGGAUCAUGGUCAGACUGAGCCCUCAACCGAGCAGCUGCAAUGCCCUGAUUGCCUCAAGAAGUUUCGCCGGCACUACCAGCUUGAAAGGCACAUGAAAUGGCAUGUGCCCCUGCCCAAUCGGAAGCAGUAUGCCUGCACUAGUUGCGACAAGAAAUUCGCCACCAGUGCAUCAGCCCAGCAGCACGAACAGUACAUGCACCUGGAUGAGCGGCCGAGGCCGGUGAUUUGUGAACAGUGCGGCGUGGGUGUGCACUCGAUGAGCGCCCUCAAGGAGCACGUUCUGAAGCACACAGACUAUGCCCCUUUCGAGUGCGAGGUGUGCAAAAAGUGCUUUAAGUCGGCCAAUCGUCUAAAACACCACAAAGAGACGCAUGAUCCGCACAAGUACAUCUGCCCAGAGUGCGGCAUGCAGCUAAAUUCGCGAACCACUUUAAAUCGCCACCGGCUGGUCCACACGGAUCAAAUGCAGCAUAAGUGCGACUAUUGCGGUCGUGAGUUCAAGCGGGCCAAGGCGCUGAAGAAUCACCUAAUCCUGCAUACAGGACUCAAGCCGUACUCCUGCGACUUUUGUGACCGCACCUUUGCCAACGGAUCUAACUGCCGCACGCACAAGAAGAAGUCGCAUCCUGAGGAACUGGCUGCCCAGGAGGCAGCGGGAGGCGGAAAGUCGCACAACAGAAAUAUACCCAAGCUGGAGGCACUCAAGGCGUUCACCAAAAACAAGGACAACCUGUCGCCGGUGGCCACUAAACAGAGCGGCUGCUUCGCUUUCGGGAAAAAGCCAAGGCCAACCGUCAAAGAUAAUCUAGCUUCGAAACCCGCCUCCACCCAAGAUGCUCAGCCUGAACUAGCGCUUGAUCCCGGAGGGGAAAGAGUCGCCCAAGCCGAUCCCCCAUCUGCGGCUAUACCCACGUUAGAUAAUAUUUAUAACCAUAUCAUGAUUGACUAUCGCUGAUCCACUCGAGUUACGGAGUGUCCCAACCAUAAGUGUUAUUGGCGAAUAAGCACAAGUUUUGUUUUCAAAUUUAAAGAUAUAGUUAAUUGUUUUGAAAACUACGAAAUGCGUAGGCUGGCCUUAUUAUUACUUUAUCGUAUCUGAUAAUGUAAUUAGAAAGGGAGCUUCUACGAGAAAUUAAAUAUUUUGCUUAUGA
Messenger RNA from Drosophila yakuba, 2033 nucleotides. RefSeq names its product zinc finger protein weckle. Gene Ontology annotation, molecular function: DNA-binding transcription factor activity; zinc ion binding; RNA polymerase II cis-regulatory region sequence-specific DNA binding. The record is from RefSeq and is a predicted model, not a curated record. Lineage: Eukaryota; Metazoa; Arthropoda; Insecta; Diptera; Drosophilidae. Bases 89 to 1837 code for a protein of 582 amino acids. Gene Ontology annotation, biological process: regulation of transcription by RNA polymerase II. The transcript is spliced from 3 exons. Gene Ontology annotation, cellular component: nucleus.